Capsicum annuum is the source of this 1929-nucleotide messenger RNA. RefSeq names its product pectin acetylesterase 12. Bases 431 to 1690 code for a protein of 419 amino acids. The record is from RefSeq and is a predicted model, not a curated record. Gene Ontology annotation, biological process: cell wall organization. Gene Ontology annotation, molecular function: pectin acetylesterase activity. Gene Ontology annotation, cellular component: plant-type cell wall. The transcript is spliced from 12 exons. Lineage: Eukaryota; Viridiplantae; Streptophyta; Magnoliopsida; Solanales; Solanaceae.
CAUAUAUUACUUGUCACGUUAAUCAUUUGAAUACCCGGGGGGGCGGGGGGGGGGGGGGGAACACAGUUAGAAGUUGCAAUUCCUCACUCUUCACUUCAUUGAGUUCAUAACUUUUUACAUAAAAUUUUUGAUUCUUGAAUUUAACGCCUCCUCUCCCAACCCCCCCCCCCCCCAAAAAAAAAAAUAAAAAAAUUCUCUUUUAAAUCAAUAAAAUCUCUGUCCAAAGGGACAAAAAUUGUUACAUUAGUUCGUGUUUUUCGUGUUAUUAUUAUUAUUCUCAUAAAACUAAAACAUUAUUGCCACCAAUUUAAAAGCACAACCUUUACAUUUACAAAUACUCCCAUCAUUACUUCCAUUACUUUCUUGCUCUCUCUCUUCCCCAAGAUUUGUGUGGUGACAACAAAGAGAGAGAGAGAGAGAGAGCUUGAAAAUGAGAGCUAUGGAGAAGAUGUUCUUGUGGUUUGUGAGUGUGAUUUUUGUGCUUAGCAAAUUUGUAAAUUCUUAUGAAUUUGAAGAAUUUUUUUACAAUAAAACAGAAGGGGCAUUCUUGGAAAGUGUGUAUGGAGCUUCUGCAGCUGGUGCUCCAACUCCACUUAUGGUUGGUCUUACCAUCAUCCAUGGUGCUGCUGCUAGAGGAGCUGUGUGUUUAGAUGGAACAUUACCUGGUUACCACAUCCAUCGAGGUUAUGGGUCUGGGGCAAACAGUUGGCUCAUUCAAUUGGAGGGUGGAGGAUGGUGCAACAGUGUUAGAAGUUGUGUUUAUCGCAAAAAAACAAGGCGGGGAUCAUCGAAUUACAUGGAAAAACAGAUUCCUUUCACUGGGAUUUUGAGUAACAGGGCCGAAGAAAAUCCAGAUUUUUUCAACUGGAAUAGAGUAAAAGUUCGCUACUGUGAUGGUGCCUCAUUUAUAGGGGAUAGUGAAGAUAAGGCUGCAGGGUUGCAAUUUAGAGGCAAGCGCAUAUAUCAAGCUGCUAUGGACGAGUUAAUGUCAAAAGGAAUGCGAUACGCCAAACAGGCUCUUCUCUCUGGAUGUUCUGCUGGUGGUCUAGCUUCAAUAAUGCAUUGUAAUGACUUCAGCAAUUCGCUCCCACAUACUAAAGUGAAGUGCCUUAGUGAUGCUGGAUUAUUUAUGGACGCAAUUGAUGUAUCAGGAGGACACUCCAUUAGAAAUUUCUUUGGAGGUGUGGUUAUGACUCAGGGUCUUCAGAAUACGCUACCAAGAACAUGCACCAACCACCUUGAUGCCACCUCAUGUUUCUUUCCUCAGAAUUUAAUCGGCAACAUCAGGACCCCUCUUUUUAUACUGAAUGCUGCCUAUGAUUCCUGGCAGCUUCAGGAGAGCUUAGCUCCUCGUACAGCUGAUCCUCACGGCUUAUGGCACGACUGUACGCUCAAUAAUGAAAGAUGUUCUCCUUCUCAAAUUCAAUUUUUGCAAGGUUUUAGGACUCAUAUGCUUAAUGCAGUUAAAAGAUUCUCUGCUUCAAGACAAAGUGGUUUGUUUAUAAACUCAUGCUUUGCUCAUUGCCAAUCUGAGAGGCAAGAUACAUGGUUCUCCGAUAAUUCCCCCACAAUUAAUAACAAGCCGAUUGCACUUGCAGUUGGAGAUUGGUACUUUGAUCGCAACGGUGUCAAGGCCAUAGACUGUGCAUAUCCAUGUGAUCGAACAUGUCACAACCUGGUCUUUAAGUGAUCCAUACAAUCAAAUUCUUUUCCUGCUCCAACUUGGCAGAAAUAUGUUAUCAUCUUGAUAGUCAUAUACCCAUCCCUAUUAAGCUUAAGAGGUUUCAAAGUAGUGCAACAAAGUUCACUGUAGACAAUAAGGUUUUCCAGUGUAACAAAGUUAUUUAUCUUAUGUAUCUAUUCCAUUUUUAUUGGAUUGUAAAACAAAUCAACUCAAUGAAGAGCUACCAGUUUAUACUUGGCCACCAA